Haliotis rubra (blacklip abalone) is the source of this 2948-nucleotide messenger RNA. Its product is annotated as NTF2-related export protein 2-like. Gene Ontology annotation, biological process: protein import into nucleus. The transcript is spliced from 2 exons. The coding region runs from base 111 to 1604 and encodes 497 amino acids. The record is from RefSeq and is a predicted model, not a curated record. Gene Ontology annotation, molecular function: protein binding. NCBI's taxonomy places the organism in Eukaryota, Metazoa, Mollusca, Gastropoda, Lepetellida, Haliotidae. Gene Ontology annotation, cellular component: nuclear pore central transport channel.
AGGAUCAUAAAGCUAAAGUUGAACAGGCUUGCCAGGCUGCAGAAGAAUUCUCCAAACUCUACUAUGAACACUUUGACAAGAAAAGACAUGGUUGAAACUACUUAGGAGAGAUGGAAGACAGAAUUGAGGCACUGACUCCAUCUGGCGUCCCCAUGGCAACUGUUGUCUUGGAAACACCAGUAGUUGUCGACCAAUCAGAAAUGGACAAUUCUCUGAAAUUCUAUAGAGCACUGAUUGAAAAUGACAUGAACAUGGUAGAACAUUUGGUGAAAAACAAAGAAGUGCACAUUGAUAUGAUUUUCAUGGAUGGUUUUACAUACGUUCAGCCCACAUUCCAAGGUUGGGGAGCAUUGCAUAUAGUGACGAGGCGAGGACUGGGAGAAUCUCUUAAAUUCCUUGUCUCUUUAGGGGCCGAUGUUUUCCUUAGUAACAAAGAUGGUGACACAGCUCUUCACAUCGCUAGCAGAUACGGUCAUGUGCAGUGUGUGGAGAUUCUGCUGGAAUGUGACAUCAGACUGAAGGAUUAUGUGAAUAAUCAAGGUCUUACACCACUAAUUAGAGCUGUUUUUAAAUUUGAGCAUGCAUUCAAAGGUCAGUACAGGAAGACAGUGAAAGCCCUUCUUACAGCAGGAUGUGACACAAAUAUCUGUUCAUUGUCAAAAGUCACCCCUCUACAUCUAGCUGCUGGACGUGGCGAUGCCUACUUGUCAAAGAUGUUGAUAGAUGGAGGAGCAGACGUCAGUGCCAUCUGCAGCCAAGGAUCUAGUCCUCUCCUUAAGGCCCUAUAUGCUCUACGUGUGAAUUUAGAGUGUGUUAAAGUCCUCCUUGAAGCCAAAGCAGACGUCAACAUUGCUACCAUAUCUGGCCGCACUGUUCUUCAUUUAGCGAUUUCAAAAUGUGAUGAAGAAUGCGUUGAAGCGAUUCUUAAAGCAGGAGCUGACUCAAAUGCUCAGGAUAAUUAUGGCAAGACUCCCUUGUGGAUUGCAGUUCAGGAAAACAACAUCAGGUUUGUCCCAAUCGUUGCCAGAUAUGGAGGAAACAUCAACUACAGACUUGCUCCUCAAAACCUGUCACUUCUGUCUCUUGCCAUAACAUGCCAGUCAACAAACAUGGUGAAGCUUCUCCUUGACCUUGGGGCUUCGGUUGACACAGAAACCAUCAUGCAAGCGUCUCCUUUAUCCCACAGCGUAGAAACACUCAACAUUCCAAUCAUUAAGGCUUUGUUACGUCGUAACUGUCGUCUGAAUGUGGUCGGCAAUGCACGACAUACUCUGAUUCCUCAGUCACCGAUUCAAAUUGCAUUUGAACUCGGUAACCUUGAAAUCAUCCGUCUGCUCAUGAGAGCAGGGUGUAAGGUCAAGGCUGUCUGGCUCACAUCACAGAAACUUCCACCAGUUAUGAUGAACAAUCAGAGUUUGUUGCAGUGGGUAGAAAGCUACUUCUAUUCCGUGCCUUCCUUGAUGCACUUGUCAAGACUCUGUAUACGAGAGAUUCUCGGACCAGAUAUUCAGCCCAAACUUGAGCAGUUGUCACAGCAAGAACUUUUGCCAAGGCGAGUUUUAGACUAUCUCUUACUAGAAGACAUCUUGGAAGACGCUUUCUGAUGAAUGAUAGAGGCUGUUAAGGAACAUUAUUGAGUCCAGUGACUGAAAACCCUGUUCUUUUUAUCAGGCUGUUGCAGAUAUUCAGAUUUCUAUUUCAAUGUUAAUUUGUUUUUCCUCUAUCCUUGUCAAAUACAUUAUGUAAGAACAAUAAACAUUGAUAAAAGGAUGUUCAUAAUCACAGGCCAAAAUGUAAUUUAUUGUAUGUAGUUUGUUUAAUUGUGACCUUUUCAGUGAUUUCUUAACCAGUUACAAAUGCCUGUAUCAUGUAUAUUAACAAUACCAUCUUUCAGAGGCUUAAUUACUUUCCUUGCCAAAAUGUAUAAAAUGAAAAAAAAUGAAUUCCUUCUUUUUAUAAUUCCUUACUUGUGGUCCCAGUGUUUUUGGUAAUCCCAACGUCCAUCAGUCACAUGACUGUAUUUUAACUUCACUCUUUUGUCUCUCCUUUGUAAUAUAUUUAAAUAUUUUUACUAUUUCUCUUUACUCUGAGAUGUAAAUGUUAAACCCAGUUACCUCCCCUUAACUUAUGGUCAUAUUUGUUAUUGUCAAUCUCUUUAAAAAGAGGUAGAUUACUCCAGCAAGUUCUGACAAACCUGCAUACUGUCCAGUCUGGAUUCGCUUCUUGAGUUAAUUCGAUAUCCACUUUCAUAACAAUUCCUUUGCAUGAUACAAGAAUUUCAGUCUGAACAAAAAACAUACACAAAAUAAUUGUUUCCUUUUGGUAUAGACUUUUGGAUGAAUACUUAGGACAGUUUUGUCAGAUCUUGACCAAAGGGCAUUGAUCAAGAGUGAAAGAUGUGAUUGUAAUGUGAUUUUGAUAACAAUUUUGAUUUUUCUUUGUACAACAGCAUGACAAUUUGUACACGAAGUAUUGUUUUGACCGUGUCCUUUUCACAUGUAUUGAAUAGGUUGAUAGGCAGCGAGUUGCUUAGGGUGCCAGAAUUUGGUAUUCAUAGUUACCUCCCUUUGGUGUGCCAGUAAGCUGUGAUCAUGGGUUUGAAUCCUGGCACCCUGACAGUGUUCCUACAUCAACACCACAUCUGGACUAAUGGGUUUCACUAAGGCAGUAAAUGUCAGAAAGCUACAACAAUACGUCUGUCCUCCCACAUUAAGCUGACAUACUUGAUGCAGGAUUUUACAUGGACUUUGAAAUAUGGGAGUAAUGGUAAAUGUAAGUUGUUUUCUAAGUUUGUGAGUCAUGAAAAUAUUUUGUCAAUAAAAUAAUUUGAUUAUUUAUUGUAAAUAUUGCAAGGGUUGACAAAGCAUAGUCUGCCGUACAGACCCUGAAGUAAAUAUAUCCAAGAAAGCCCACGCAAGUCUAGAAAAUGUGGCAAGUCUAGAUUUCCU